AUGGUGUCUACUCAGUUUCAUGCUCAGGUCAAAGUAUUCCAGACUGAUAACGGAGGUGAAUAUGUGAAUAACACUUUGGCAUCUUUCUUCCUUGCUCAAGGUAUUAUUCACCAAAUGACAACCCCAUUUACUCCUCAGCAGAAUGGUGUGUCUGAACGCAAGAAUCGUCAGUUACUUGAAGUUGCCCGUUCUCUUAUAUUGGAUAUGUCUGUUCCCCAUCAUCUUUGGGGGCAUGCUGUUUUAUCUGUUGCAUAUUUGAUUAAUCGUACUCCUGGUCGAGUUCCUGAUUUCAAGACUCCACAUGAUGUGUUUAGUGACCAUGUUUCCCCUGUCUCAGUCUCCAAGUUGCCCCUUAAAGUUUUUGGGUGUUUUGCCUAUGUUUAUGUCUACUCUCAUCAACGGAGUAAACUUGAUCCUUAUGCUCUGUGA
Molecule: messenger RNA, 429 nt
Organism: Prunus armeniaca (apricot)
Lineage: Eukaryota; Viridiplantae; Streptophyta; Magnoliopsida; Rosales; Rosaceae
Source: the annotation of a GenBank genome assembly